Molecule: messenger RNA, 153 nt
Organism: Cetraspora pellucida
Lineage: Eukaryota; Fungi; Glomeromycota; Glomeromycetes; Diversisporales; Gigasporaceae
Source: the annotation of a GenBank genome assembly
UAUUCAAAGAAGGCUAAGAAAGGUAAUUCAGAUGGAUGGUUGAUUCAAAAUGACUCAAAAGAACUUGCUAAUAUCAAAGAAGUGAUACUAAAUAUUGGAAUUAAAGUUAAAAGAAUGGUUCUAAAGCACUUAAAUAGUGUUGAAGAAGACUAA